Messenger RNA from Guillardia theta CCMP2712, 948 nucleotides. RefSeq lists its product as hypothetical. Gene Ontology annotation, biological process: mRNA splicing, via spliceosome. Lineage: Eukaryota; Cryptophyceae; Pyrenomonadales; Geminigeraceae. Gene Ontology annotation, cellular component: nucleus. The transcript is spliced from 9 exons. Bases 16 to 879 code for a protein of 287 amino acids. The record is from RefSeq and is a predicted model, not a curated record.
AGCUGCAGCGGCAGCAUGUCGCUGUCGAAUGCAGAUUUCGCGCAGUUGUAUGCGUCAAGCCGAAGAGACGAGUACGAUGACAUUCCACGGAAGCGAGGUGGAGGUGAUUCAUCUUCACACAAGGCGAAGAAGCAUAAACCUCGUCCCUACAACCCCAAAAAGCAAAUGGAGCGGGACGAAGAGAAAGUGGAUAGUCAAUAUCGAGACAGGGCGAAAGAGAGGCGCAUGGGGAUCAGUUCAGAGUUCAUGAUCUCGGAAGAUGCCGUCAAAGAUCUCACAGUGGAAGAGAGCAAAUAUCUUGGAGGUGACAUGGAGCAUACUCAUUUGGUGAAGGGACUCGAUUUUGCCCUCCUCGCAAAGAUGAGGAGCGAGAUGCAAACUGCAGAAGAGGAUGAGGAAGCAAAACGAGAAGAAAUGGAGGCCAAUGCCCAGAAAGUUGAAGUUACCACGGGGCUAGGGAAAGCGAUGAAACGAUUUCUUAUUUCAGAAUCGGCGGUGAAGGCCAGGACUAAAGUUGAUAUCUUUCUUCCUGGAAGAACUACAUUCGUAUAUGACUUAGAUGAUACGUUUGGGUCGGAGAUUCCAACCACCAUUUCGAGGUCUUUGGAGGAUUCCAAGUUUGCUAGGAGGGAUACCAGAACCAUGCUUAUCAACAAGACCAUCAUGAACGGAAUAUCUACAAUCAUGGGAUACAUCAGACAGGGGAACAAACCUGUAUCUAGAAAGAUCAAGAAAAAGGAAAAGGAUUCGCAGGAAGAUCAACCCGUUUCAAUGCUCACCUCACAACCUGUGGCAAAGCCGAUCGUUCCUGAUGAAGACAUCUUCGAUGAUGCUGGGGAGUACGACCUUACCAUGAGAGCUGCAGAGAAAAUUAAUUAGCUGAACUUUUGUGGGUCACCUAUCAACGCGAAAUAGGUUUGACUUCAUAAAGUGUAUCUAUCCGGUGAA